AUUCAUUAUUAAAGUUUAGCGUGUUCAGUAGCAUUGUAACAAAUGCAAAAGUUAUUAAACAAUUAUCAAUACAUUUUUAAUCAUUACUAAAAUCGCCUCAAAAUGUUGGUCUUAUUCGAAACUCCGGCGGGAUAUGCAAUAUUUAAGUUACUUGAUGAACAAAAAUUGGCAGAAGUAGAGAAUCUAUAUCAUGAUUUUGAGACACCAGAAGCGGCUAGUCAAAUAGUCAAACUAAAACACUUUGAAAAGUUUGCGGAUACUACUGAAGCUCUUGCUGCUACUACAGCUGCUGUAGAGGGUAAACUUUGUAAAUCUCUGAAGAAAAUUCUUAAAAAGCAUUGCAGUGAACUUCAGGAGCAAUUAGCUGUAGCCGAUACAAAGUUAGGUAAUGCCAUAAAGGACAAACUUAGCUUAUCAUGUGUAAGCAACACUGCUAUACAGGAAUUAAUGAGAUGCAUACGAAGUCAGAUUGACAGCUUAUUAGCUGGUCUUCCAAAAAAAGAAAUGACAGCAAUGGCAUUAGGUUUAGCACAUAGUCUUUCUAGGUAUAAACUGAAAUUUUCACCUGAUAAAAUUGAUACUAUGAUUAUACAAGCUGUUUGUCUAUUAGAUGACUUAGACAAAGAAUUAAAUAAUUAUGUUAUGCGUUGUCGUGAGUGGUAUGGCUGGCAUUUUCCAGAACUUGGGAAAAUCAUUACAGACAAUAUUGCAUUUGUAAAAACUGUAAAAAUAAUCGGGACUAGAGAAAAUGCUAUAAAUUCAGAUUUAUCUGAUAUAUUGCCAGAAGAUGUAGAGGAGAAAGUAAAAGAAGCUGCUGAAAUAUCUAUGGGCACUGAAAUUUCUGAGGAUGAUAUUUUAAAUAUUCAAUAUUUAUGUGAUCAGGUUAUUGAAAUUUCUCAAUAUAGAACACAGUUGUAUGAUUAUCUCAAAGCAAGGAUGAUGGCAAUGGCACCAAAUUUAACUGUACUUGUUGGAGAAUUAGUAGGAGCUCGCUUGAUUUCACAUGCAGGAUCUUUAAUUAAUCUUGCUAAACAUCCAGCAUCUACUGUACAAAUACUUGGUGCAGAAAAGGCCCUUUUCCGUGCAUUAAAAACUAAGAAAGAUACUCCAAAAUAUGGUUUAAUUUAUCAUGCACAACUUGUUGGGCAGUCUUCUGCAAAAAAUAAAGGAAAGAUGUCUCGAAUGUUGGCUGCAAAAGCUUCCUUAGCAACUAGGGUAGAUGCAUUAGGAGAAGGUGAAAACUUUGACCUGGGUGCAGAACAUAAAGCUAAACUAGAAGCACGUUUGAGGAUAUUAGAAGAAGGCAAUCUUCGCAGAAUUAGUGGAACAGGAAAAGCAAAAGCAAAAUUCGAGAAAUAUCACGCUAAAAGUGAAUAUAUGCAAUACCCUGCUACUGCUGAUACAACACUUUAUGGUGCAAAAAGACGACAUUCUGAAAUUGAAGAUAAGAAGCCAUUAAUUGAAGAAAUUCCUAGUAAAGAUGAUGAAAUGCCAAAGAAAAAGAAAAAAAAAUCAGUUGAAGAAGAUGUAGAAGAACCAUCAAUUCAACAAGAAAUUGAAGCAGAACCUGAAGAAGAAGCUACACCAGUAUCAAAAAAGAAAAAGAAGAAAUUAAAAUUGGAAGGAAGUGGAGAUAAAACUGAGGCUACUACUAGUAGGGAUGAAGAAGUAGAAGUUCCUACAAUUACUAAAGAUGAACCUGAAACAUCAGAGGGACAAACAAAGAAGAAGAAGAAAAAGAAAAAUAAACAGGAGCUACAAGAUGUAAGUGUUGGAGAGAUUCAAGAAAGUGUACCUCAAACUGAAGAACACAGUGAACAAGUUACGACUGAAAAGAAAAAGAAAAAGAAAAAAAAGUCUCAAGAUGAAUGAAA
Messenger RNA from Megachile rotundata (alfalfa leafcutting bee), 1874 nucleotides. It is a transcript of the gene nop5, whose product is annotated as nop5 ribonucleoprotein. Gene Ontology annotation, cellular component: small-subunit processome; box C/D methylation guide snoRNP complex. Gene Ontology annotation, molecular function: snoRNA binding. NCBI's taxonomy places the organism in Eukaryota, Metazoa, Arthropoda, Insecta, Hymenoptera, Megachilidae. The record is from RefSeq and is a predicted model, not a curated record.